UUUGGCGUUUGUAGGAGGCCAGUGCCGGACACACGCCCAAUCCGACCUAGAUUCCCGCCUGCUUCCUUGACCAAUUUACUCAUUAAUACCCGGAAUCUUACCCAAAACCGCUAAAUAUCGUCGGUGGCCAAUGAAAUCCUAGCCUUUAAUUAUCUCUCCAUCGUCUUCCUUAGCUUUUUCUGGUGGGAUCCACGGGCAUACAUAUAAUCAGACAUGCAUGUCUUUCCGGCCUGUGGUGCGCACACGCCAUAGAAGCGACAGAACCUCCAGAACCCAAUACGAAUUUGGUUUUUUCCUCUUAAUUAUGUCAAUGGACCCCUCGAAACAAACCAAAGGCAUAUACAUCACUUUUCGCUUUAGUCUUUAUCUGGAAUCUGUAGAAAAAUCACACCAUCUUUUCUCUCUAAUCUGAAUCUGAAACGACUUUGAUAUUACAUCUUUGCCCACCUCCUCCGUCCUAUAUAAACCCUACCGUUUUCCGACUAAGCUCAUCAUCUCGGAUUUCUUAGAGACCAGAGAAAUCACUAUCAUUCAGAGCAUAGUUGAGAGAGUGACUUAGUAUAUUAGUAUGGGGAGUGAUCGUGAAAAUGGUUAUGGUGACUUGGAGAAGCAGAUGCUGGUUCUUCACGAACACGAAGAGAAGCACUUCAUGUCCAGUGAGAUUGUCCGUGACGUCAUUCUCGGCGUCUCCGACGGUCUCACUGUCCCUUUUGCCCUUGCCGCGGGGUUGUCCGGCGCUGACGUCAGCUCCUCCAUCAUCCUCAUUGCCGGCAUUGCUGAGGUUGCGGCCGGUGCCAUCUCCAUGGGACUUGGCGGGUAUCUUGCGGCGAAGAGCGAAGAAGAUCAUUACAAGAAAGAACUAAAGAGGGAGCAAGAUGAAAUCAUCGCCGUCCCUGAUAUAGAGGCUGCUGAGGUUGCAGAAAUAUUAUCACAAUAUGGGGUUGAAGCACAUGAAUAUGGGCCUGUGGUGAAUGCUCUAAGAAGGAACCCUCAAGCCUGGCUCGAUUUCAUGAUGAAAUUUGAACUAGGACUCGACAAGCCAGACCCAAUGAGAGCACUGCAGAGUGCAAUGACAAUAGCCUUUUCAUACGUCUGUGGUGGACUGGUGCCUCUCCUUCCCUACAUGCUCAUUCCAGUUGCCACCAAGGCGGUGCUUGCAUCUGUGGUGGUCACCAUAGUGGCAUUGCUGAUCUUCGGCUUUGCAAAGGGUCACUUCACCGGAACUCAACCUUUCAAGAGCGCUUUCCAAACCGCCUUGAUUGGAGCCAUCGCGUCCGCGGCUGCUUAUUCCAUUGCUAAACUCUUCCAAUCCUACCACUAAUCAAUGACCCGUUUAACUAUGUGUGUGCUUGUGUGGCUCCUAAUUAAUUAAUUUGGUUUGUGGCAUUUCCAAUCAGACCAUAAUUAAGUAGCUAGCUAGUUGGUUUUUACUAGUACUGGUUGCAUCCUUUGCUCGUUUGCUUCUACAUCUUGGCUUUGGACAAUAUUGAUCAUCUGCAAUUGGGUAUUAGUUCCGUUAUGUGUUCUUGUUAUAAUGAAUAUUGGGGGUUCCUCCACCAGCUAGUAUGUUUUCUACAUUUGCGAGCAGAUUUAAUUUUUAUUAGAGGGAAUUUCUAUCAAAAGACAUGCAAUUUGGGAUUUUGUUUUGAUCUAGUUUGAUCACAAGGUUAGUUAGAA
Rosa chinensis is the source of this 1677-nucleotide messenger RNA. RefSeq names its product vacuolar iron transporter 1. Gene Ontology annotation, cellular component: vacuolar membrane. NCBI's taxonomy places the organism in Eukaryota, Viridiplantae, Streptophyta, Magnoliopsida, Rosales, Rosaceae. Bases 569 to 1321 code for a protein of 250 amino acids. Gene Ontology annotation, molecular function: manganese ion transmembrane transporter activity; iron ion transmembrane transporter activity. Gene Ontology annotation, biological process: intracellular manganese ion homeostasis. The transcript has 4 exons. The record is from RefSeq and is a predicted model, not a curated record.